Molecule: messenger RNA, 6677 nt
Organism: Phyllostomus hastatus (greater spear-nosed bat)
Lineage: Eukaryota; Metazoa; Chordata; Mammalia; Chiroptera; Phyllostomidae
Gene: RPUSD2
Product: RNA pseudouridine synthase domain containing 2
Exons: 3
Coding region: 5-1660 (551 amino acids)
Biological process (GO): pseudouridine synthesis
Molecular function (GO): RNA binding; pseudouridine synthase activity
Source: RefSeq, a predicted model, not a curated record
GGUUAUGUGGUUAGGCGUCCCUAGAUGGCUCCCGAUUCGCAUGCAGGAGUGUUUGAACUUGCGGUGCCUACGCUUUGCCAGGACUUGCAGUGGCCGUAGGGGCCCGAUGGCGGAAACGCUCUCGACUGAGGCGGAGGCAGCGAGCGGGUUGAGGGCUCCGGCUCAGCAAAACGGAGACACGGGUGGCGUCGCGAGGGGUGAGCCGCCCCCAGGGCGCCCGCAGCCGGCGGCCCGGGGAGUGGAGCUGGCCCCGAAGGACGGGCAGCAGGCCACAGGGAGCGAGGAGCAGGCCCCGGCUGCACCGCAGGACCCAGGCAAGCGGAAGAAGCGGCGGGGCGCAACCGGGGAGCGCGUGGUGCCGCCCCCGAAGAAGCGCCGGGCAGGGGUGAGCUUCGGCGAUGAGCACUUUGCAGAGACCAGCUACUACUUCGAGGGCGGCCUGCGCAAAGUGCGGCCUUACUACUUUGACUUCCGAACCUAUUGCAAAGGCCGUUGGGUGGGUCACAGCUUGCUGCACGUCUUCAGCACCGAGUUCCGAGCCCAGCCCCUGUCCUACUACGAGGCUGCGGUCCGAGCAGGGCGUCUCCGCCUCAACGAGGAGCCGGUACAGGACCUCAGCAUUGUGCUCAAGGACAAUGACUUCUUGCGGAACACAGUGCACAGGCAUGAGCCACCAGUCACGGCAGAGCCUGUCCGCCUGCUGGCUGAGAAUGAAGAUGUGGUGGUUGUAGACAAGCCUUCUUCCAUUCCUGUCCACCCCUGUGGCCGCUUCCGACACAACACGGUCAUCUUCAUCCUGGGCAAGGAGCACCAACUGAAGGAGCUACACCCACUGCAUCGGCUUGACCGCCUUACCUCUGGGGUCCUCAUGUUUGCCAAGACAGCAGCUGUUUCGGAGAGAAUACAUGAGCAAGUUCGGGACCGGCAGCUGGAGAAGGAGUACGUGUGCCGGGUAGAGGGGGAGUUCCCCGCUGAGGAAGUAACCUGCAAGGAACCCAUCUUGGUAGUGUCUUACAAGGUAGGGGUGUGUCGUGUAGAUACUCGGGGCAAACCCUGUGAGACAGUGUUUCAGAGACUGAGCUACAACGGCCACUCCAGUGUGGUGCGGUGUCGGCCACUCACAGGUCGUACCCACCAGAUCCGAGUCCACCUCCAAUUCUUGGGCCACCCCAUCCUAAAUGACCCCAUCUACAACUCAGUGGCCUGGGGUCCCUCCCGGGGCCAGGGUGGCCACAUUCCCAAGACGGAUGAGGAAUUGCUGCGGGACCUUGUGGCAGAGCACCAAGCCAAACAGAGCCUGGAUGUGAUAGAUCUCUGUGAAGGUGACCUGUCCUCAGCACUCACAGACUCCACAGCUCCCUCCUCAGAGCUGGGCAAGGACCACCUUGAAGGCUUGGUUUCAUCUGCCCAACAGAUGGAUGGAAUACUUGAGGCAGCCCCUCAGGAUCUGGACACAAAGGCCCUGGCACCAGGGAAGGCAGCUGAAAAAGAUGUGAAUCAAGAGAUAGACCCGCUCUGUGCAGAGUGCCGACUGGUGCGACAGGACCCCUUGCCCCAGGACCUUGUGAUGUUUUUGCAUGCCCUAUGCUAUAAAGGACCAGGAUUCGAGUACUCUUCACCCAUGCCUACCUGGGCACAGGAUGACUGGCAAGAGAACUGAGACCUGUGGCCUAUGGAAAGAAGCCAUGGAAUAGGAACUGACCUCAUGGAGUAGUACUCAAGCUUUCUGUUAGGAGUGAAGCUGGAUUCUUAAAGGAACUGCUUAUACUUGUUACCUCCUUCAGCUAGAGUUUAGGGAGUUUUUGGUUUGUAAAUAUCUCCCUUUUUCUUACCAGAUACCUCAUGUCUGGUUUUCCUACUGCCUUUUUUUUUUUUUAAAUUGAGGUAAAUUACAUAAUAUACAAUUAACCAUAUUAAGGCAUACUGUUUAGUGGCAUUUAGCACAUUCACAAUGUUGUGCAGCCAUUACCUCUUUCCUGGUUUCAAGUGUUUUCAUCACCCAGAAGGAAGCCCAUACCCAGUAACAGUCAUUUUCUGUUUCCCCUUCAUCCCAGUCACUGGUAACAGUUAAUCUACUUUUUGUCUCAAUGGAUUUGCCUAUUCUGGACUUUUCAAACAAAUGGAUCAUAUAAUAAGAGAACUCCUUGGUGUCUGUCAUCUUUUGCUUAGCCUAAUGUUUCAAGGUUUAUCCAAUUUAUAUUAUACAUCGGUACCUCUGUCCUUUUUAUGGCUGAAGAAUAUUCCGUUGUAGGGGUAUAUUAUACUGGCCAUGUUUUUGUGUACAAAUUUGUGUACAAAUUUUGUUCAAAUUUGUAUUUUCAGUUCUUUGUACCAAAGAGUAAAAUUGCUGAGUCAUAUAGUAAUUCUGUGUUUAAAUUUUUGAGGAGUCAUGAAACUUUUCCAUAGUGGCUGAGCCAUUUUGAAACCGGAAAAGCCAGCAUUCGUGCUGCCUGUCACCACCACAACCACUGAGUAGGGACAAGGACUGAAUCUUUAUGGGCACUUUAUUUAGAUGCGGGCAGUCUGAGAAGAUAGUGGACUGUGUACCUUCAAAAAAGUCUUAACGUCUCAUCUCAAGCUCACCUGUUUAUGGGAAGAAGAAAAGGGUAGGUAAAGGAUUUGAAAAAAGGUUAAUUAGAUAAGAGUUUCAGUCUGGAUGCAACCUUCCUAGUAUUUCUUUAUCUGUUGAUCAACAGUUCUUUAUCUACCACACACAUGUUCCCUCCCUGGCACACCAGGGCUCAGAGAUGUAGUUUGCAGGCCCCUGGGGCACAAGGGUUGAAUUGCUCGUCAACCUGGAGUCCUGUAUAUCCUGCAUUCCAGUUCCUGGAAUGACAGCUUCCCACAGGCAUUAAUCCCUUAAGCCUGUCAACUAUGAUAGAAACUAACAUCUUUUAACUCUUUCAGUUGCCCUAUCAAUUUUACCUUCCUGUGGACUACACACCAUAUUUACAGUUUCUCCACAUCCUCACCAAUACUUAUUUUCUGUUAUUCUGAUUAUAGUUAGACUAGUGGAGUGUUAUCUCAUGGUUUUGAUCUGCAUCUCCCUAUUGGUUAAUAAUGUCUAGCAUCUUUGCCUGUGCUUAUUGGCCAUUUUUAUGUAUUUGGAGAAACGUCUUGACUGUUUUUUAAUUGGGUUGUUUGCCUUUUUGUUGUUGAGUUAUAAGACCUCCAUAUGUAUUUUGGAUAUAAGACCAGUAUCAGAUAAAUAAUUUGCAUGUAUUUUCUUCCAUUUUGUACGUUGUCUGUACAUUCUGUUGAUAGUGUCCUUUUAUUCACAAAAGUUUUAAUUUUUUGUUGUUGUGAAGAACACUUAACAUGAGGUCUGUCCCUUAACAAACUUUUAUGUGCACAAUACGUGUUGUUAACUGUAAACACAGUGUUGUAUGGCAGAUCUUCGGAACUCAAUCAUCCUGCAUAACUGAAACAUCGUACCUGUUGAAUGGUAAUUCCCCAUUUUCCCCUGCUCCCAACCCGUGACGUCGCCAUUCUGCUCUCUGUUUCUAUGUGCUUGACUUUGUUAGAUACCUGAAAAAAAAAAUCUUGUUUUCCUUUACCCACUACUUAGAGAAUACUCUAUACUUCAAAUGUGUGGAGUUUUCCUCACACCAAGGAAUAAUUUUAGACCAGUGAGGAGGUGUCUUACAGUUUAGUUCAAUUCUGACACUAUCCACCUGGAGAGAGGGUCAGAUUCCACAAUUUCAGGGCUUAGUCCCACAUUGCUGGUGUCGUUUAGGUUGUCACCUGUGUGCUUCUGACCAACCAUAAAUCAGAGGUUCCCACAACCCUCUCUGAUUUAAUCAUUUACUAGAAUGGCUCAGAACUCAGGGAAAUGGUUUACUUGGUAGAUUACUGAUUUAUUACAAAGGAUAUUAAAGGAUACAAAUGAAUGGCCAGGUGAAGAGAUAGGGUAAGGUCUGGAAGGGUGUUGAGCACAGGUGCUUCUGACCCCGUAGAUGCCACCACCUGGGCAUGUGGAUGCCUUCUUGCUCACCAACCUAAAACUUCUCUGAGCCUAGUUUGUAUGUCUUUGGAGACAAAUCUGUUCAAAUCCUUUGCCCAUCUUUUAAUUGUCUUAUUUGUGGCUGGAGGGGGUUUUGCUAUAGAAUUGAGGAAGUUUCUUAUAUAUUUUUUUAAAGAUUUUAUUUUAUUUCUUUUUAGAGAGGGAAAGGAGGUGGGGAGAGAGAGAGAGAGAAACAUCAAUGUGUGGUUGCUGGGGGUCAUGGCCUGCAACCCAGGCAUGUACCCUGACUGGGAAUAUAUUUUUUAAUAUUAACCCCUUAACAGAAAGAUGGUUUGCAGAUAUUUUCUUGCGUAAGUGGCCUUUCACUCUGUUAAUUGCUUCCUUUUGCUGUCCAGCUUUUUAGCUUGAUGUAGUCUCCCUUGUCUGUUUUUGCUUUUGUUUCCUGUGCCUUUGACAAGUGUAAUUUUGGUGCAGUCCAACAUUUUCUUUUAUUUUUAGUGUUUUUGAUGUAAUUGUCUGAGAAUCUAUUGGCAAAUCUAAGGUCAUGAAGAUUUACCUCUGUAUUUUCUUUUAAAGGUUUUAUAGUUUAGCUCUUAUAUUUAGGUGUUUGAUUCAUUUUGAGUUGAUUUUUGUAUGUGGUGUGAGAUAGGGGUCCAACUUCUUUCUGUUACAUGUGGAUAUCCACUUUGCUUGGUGAUACAGAUACCUGAUCAGAUCACUGGCGUGGGGUGGCAGGGGAGCAGGGAGGAGCCUUAAGAGAAGGUUGCUUGAGGCAAUGGUAAACAGAAUAGGAUGGAAUUGGCUGAGAAGCUAAUUGCCUCCAGAGUGGAAUUAUGGACUAGAAGAUUUGAAAUGAAAGAAGGGCUCUCAGGCUCUCCCUUCUGCUUCAGGGAUGUCUGGAUGAACAUCCUGCAGCUGCCAGUGUUUCCCAAUGGACUGUAUUUUGGAUGGGAAGGAACUCCGGAUGCAGCCUAGGAUCAGGCUGGCCAGUCAGAGGGUGGCAGGGUUAUUCUUCUUUGGGUAUCUUAUAGAGGGAACAACCUUCGAGACAAAAGCCUGCCAUUCUUCCAAAAUUGUGUAGUUUUUGUGUCUUACAUUGUUCUAGUUUGUAAACUAAUCCUAUCGAAAUAAGAUAAUUAAAAUAGAGGGAAUACUAGGAGAAAGCAGGUGUUAAAGAGUUUAGCCUUAAUUAAUAGGUGUGAUUAAAGCUAUAACUGAAGAAUUGAAGAGCUUAGCCUUAAUUGAUAGGUUUAAAUGACUAAGGCAUGUGGAAAGCUGUUACUCCAAAAUUGUGAAGCUUUUGAAUAAAGACUCCUUUCCUUUAUCCCCAAACCUUUGCCUCUGGAAUUUUGCCUAGAGGGCAGCACAACCCCACUUGCACCAUUUGUUAGAGAAACUGUUCUUUCCCCAUUGAAUGAUCUUUGCAUUCUUGUAGAAAAUCAAUUGACGACAGAUGUAUAGGUUUAUUUUUGGACUCUUGAUUCUUUUCCAUUGAUCUCUGUGUCUGUCCUCCACCAUUGCCACACUGCUUUGAUUUCAUUCCUACAAAAGAGGGUGAUAGGAUUUUUUUAAAUUUAGUUUUUUAUUGUGGUAAAAAACAUGUCACAGAUUUACUACUCUGGACUGUUAAGUGUACAGUUUAGCAAUGAUAAGUAUGUUCACAUUGUUGUGAAACAGAUCCCCGGAGUUUUUUCUUCUCAGCUGACGGAAACUCGAUACCACUCCUCUUUCCCCUCCUACCCCAAGGCCCUGGGAACCACUGUUCUCCUUUCUGUUUCUAUGAAUUUGAUUACUUUAGAUAACUCAUAGAAGUGAACUCAUACACUUUCAUCUUUGUGAUCGGCUUAUUUCAUUUAGCAUAAUGUCCUCAAGGUACAUCCAGGUUGUAAUGUGACAGGAUUCCUUCUUUUUUAAGGCUGAACAAUAAAUACUGCGCCGUGUGUGUAUGCCAAAUUUUGUUAUCCCUCAUUCACUAUGGACACAGGCUGCUUCUGCCUUUUGGCUGUUGUGAACAAGGUUGUGCAAAUGCCUCUUAAAUAUCCCACUUUCAAUCCUUUUGAAUGUAUAUCCAGAAAUGGGAUUGCUGGAUUAUAUAGUAAAUUCUACUUGUAAUUUUUUGAGGAAUCUCCAUGCUGUUUUCCAUAGCAUCUGCAUCAUUUUACAAUCUUAUCAACAAUGACCAAGGGUUCCAAUUUUUUCACAUCCUCACCAACACUUAAUAUUUUAUUUUAUUUUAUUUUAUUUUUUUUAGCAGUAACCAUCCUAAUGGGUGUAAGGUGAUAUCUCAUUGUAGUUCUGAUUUGCAUUUCCUUGGUAAUUAGUGAUAUUGAGCAUCUUUUCAUUUGCUUCUUGGCCAUUUGUAUAUCACUUAGAGAAAUGUCUAUUCAAGUCUGUGCAUUUUUUAGUAGGGUUGUUUUUGUUGAAUUCUGUAUGUGUUCUUUACAUGUUCUGGAUGUUAACCUUACAGAUGUGUGAUUUGCAAAUACAUUCUCCCAUUCUGCAGGUUCUUUUUGUUCUGGUGAUUAUAUCCUUUGAUACACAAAAGUUUUUGAGUUUGAUAUCCCAUUUUCUUCUAGCAAUGUUUUGUCAUUUUCAGUGUAUAUGUCUUAUACCUCCUUGGUUAAAUUUUAAUCCUAAAUAUUUUAUUCUUUUGGACGCUAUUUUGAAUGGAAUUGUUUUCUUAAUUUUGUUUGGAUUGUUCAUUGCUUGUGUA